AUGAAGUUCUCUGCCUCAACCGUUCUCUUCGCCGCUCUUGGCGCCUUCUUCGCCCCUGGCGUCGCCGCGGACCCUCAUUACGAGUGCUCCUGCAGCACCUGGAACGGCCGAGGCUGGACCUACGACUGGCAGCUCACCUUCAACGCCUGCAAGAACAAUUACGAGGGCGAGGCCAACUACAACCACGGUCAGGGCAGGUGCAAGUGGUUCUCCCACAAGCGCGUUGAUGGCGAUGACUGGAACCGCGUCUGCGAGGCGCAGGCUCGUGAUGGAUACUACCCUGUCGCCAACGAUGUCAUCGACUCUACCCAGCCUAAGAUUACUGGCAAGUCUGGCCACGGCUUCUGCAAGCGAUAG
This is a messenger RNA of Colletotrichum abscissum, 357 nucleotides long. RefSeq lists its product as uncharacterized. The record is from RefSeq and is a predicted model, not a curated record. Lineage: Eukaryota; Fungi; Ascomycota; Sordariomycetes; Glomerellales; Glomerellaceae. The coding region runs from base 1 to 357 and encodes 118 amino acids. The transcript is spliced from 3 exons.